CUGGAGGGAGGAGGCGGAAAAGAGUGGCUGCUAACUCAGGACGGGCGAGAUUGGUUGCAGACUGUUGGCGGGAGAGACUGGUUGCAGACCCAUGGCUGGGCGUGCCUGGAUGACGUCUGUGGAUGGGCGCGCCUGGCUGCAGACUCCGAGCGGACGAGAUUGGCUACAUACCUCAUGCGGGUACGCCUGGAUACGGUCCUCAAGCGGCCAAGACUGGCUACAAACCCCAGGCGUACAAGAGUGGCUGCAGACCCCGAGCGGUCGGCAGUGGUUCCAGACCUUACCCUCCUUCUCCCAACCUUCAUUGCUAUCCUCUGUAUCAAUCUCCCAGCCAUCCUCACAACCACCCCUCAACAGGGAAGAUCAGCUACAGAGCUCAAACGAGGGGGCCUGGCUGAAGGUUCCAGGCAGCCUACGUUGGCUGCAGAGCCUUGAAGGGAAGGAGUGGAUGCAGUACCGUGGAGGGUGGGACUGGCUGCCAACCCAAAGUGGGAGAAAUUGGCUACAGGACACAGGCGGUCAAGACUGGCUACAGACCUCGGGCGGGCGAGACUGGUUGCAGGCUCAGGGUGGGCAAGACUGGCUGCAGAAGUAUGGUCAAGACUGGUUGCAGACACAGAGUGGCCAGGACUGGCUGCAAACACCGCAUGGUCAAGCAUGGCGUUUGACGACUAUCUGGGUGACUGUCGAAGAAUUUUCAAGCACAUUAGAAACGAUCAGCGAGUACAUAACUGCCCCAGAACUGCUUUUGCAGCCAGCUUUUCAAGCAAUCCAGCAGUUCAAGUCCCUGCCAGAUUUCUUGAUGUUCCCGGCAUUCCUGGCGUUAAGGCACCAAGAUCAUUCCACGUCUGCAUUACCGCAAAGUUGCCCAGAAGACAUGGAACUCAUCCAUGCUAUGAAAGCUUUUUCAACUUUUGCAUGCGAAGCACGCGCACGCAGUCGAUCAGCUUCCGACGCCCUCAAUUAUGCAUGUCAAAACUGGGCUAUCCAUCUCUCGCGAGCUCCAAAUCCGUGGGACCCGAGGCUCGCCCAUCUGUUUAAGUCUUUCUGGAAUCAUGAUCUGCUCUCCUGGCUCGAAAGGCAGUGGAGUUCGAAGGAUUUGCAGUCUUGUCUUACUAUUUUAUCCGAAGGCCAGAAACUUGCGAUGGUGGGUGUUUCCGACGUUCUCUAGACUCAUAACAUCAAGGACUGACCUGCGCUUAUAGGAAUAUCUUCUCCAGGCUCCAGUGUGAUUUCCUUAACGAGUCAUAAGGUCACGAUCUCAGGAUACGACAUGCCAUGUUGUCUUACUACUGUACACUUAUAUUUCAUGUUGCUUAAGUAUCUACAAUACCAUAUGAAAAUCGCAAUAUGUAUAGCACCAUAGACAAAGUCAUA
This is a messenger RNA of Suillus bovinus, 1377 nucleotides long. RefSeq lists its product as uncharacterized. The coding region runs from base 92 to 1171 and encodes 359 amino acids. The transcript has a single exon. The record is from RefSeq and is a predicted model, not a curated record. Gene Ontology annotation, molecular function: calcium ion binding. Lineage: Eukaryota; Fungi; Basidiomycota; Agaricomycetes; Boletales; Suillaceae.